AUGAUCUGUGAUGCACUCAUUGUGUCACAUCUAGCGAAAACGCAUCAAAGAGAUAUGAUUCAUCGGCAGCCUGAUGAUUUCUGCUCGUCAUCAACGGGCAUGGACCAAGAGGUUCAAGCAAACGCGGCAAGUGUCAAAUCGAUGAUGGCUUCACAAAUGAUGCAAAAACGUGAGGUAGAAGACAAGAACUUCCUCACUUACAUCGGUAACGUACCAGAGCACAUCGGCGUAUUGAUGAUGCAUGCACGACGUUUCCGCCGAUAA
Molecule: messenger RNA, 264 nt
Organism: Cooperia oncophora
Lineage: Eukaryota; Metazoa; Nematoda; Chromadorea; Rhabditida; Trichostrongylidae
Source: the annotation of a GenBank genome assembly